AUAACAACAAAGAUAACUUAAAAAGUUGUAAUAUAAGUAAAGCGUAAAGUAGAAAAUAGAUAAAAAAAGAGUUACUAAAUGGAUAACUAUGAAAAUUUGAAUAAUUAAAUAGAAUAGUAAUAGAUGAAUAGUUAACAAUAAAAUAUAGAUGAUUAAGUUGUUUAAAAGCAAGAGGAAGAUGAAUAUAAUGAUGAAAAUAAUCUUGAAACUUUAAAUAAGGUUGAUAAAUUAUAAAAUGUUAUGAAUAAAGCUUUAGAGAUAGUUGGUUUAUACAAAAAUGAAAUUGAUGAAUUAAAAAGUAAGAUAGGUGAUAUGAAAGAAAUAAUUCUACAAAGAGAUUAGUAAGAUAAAGAAAGAGCUAUUCCUAUAAUUAACCAACUAUCUUUAAUUUAUCGAGAAGAAUUUAGUAAAUUAAUAGAUGAAAAUAAGUAGUUAGAAAACGAAUUAGCCACAGCUAUUAAAGAAAAAGAAGAAGUUGUGGAAUAGAUUUAUUCUUGCGUUGAUAAAAUUAGACUGCUCGAAGGAUAAGUAUUUAAAGGAGACAUACCUCCUUACUAAAAGAAAAAAUUAUUAGAACAAUAAUAAUAGUAAUCGAAUUUACAUUUAGUUGAUAGUAAAGCAUAACAAUAAUGA
Messenger RNA from Tetrahymena thermophila SB210, 633 nucleotides. RefSeq lists its product as hypothetical. NCBI's taxonomy places the organism in Eukaryota, Ciliophora, Oligohymenophorea, Hymenostomatida, Tetrahymenidae. The transcript has a single exon. The record is from RefSeq and is a predicted model, not a curated record.